AUGCGAACAGAUGAUGAUGAUGUUAGUGCGAGCAGUAAUCUCGAUGCCGUAGCAUUCACGAACGAGCAUGAAGCCGCGUUGAGUCGAUUCGCUCACUUUGAUAACAUUGGCGACGCGUGUGAUAAGGAGAUUGGCGGAAAAGAAGUAGGUUUUUGAUGUAUUUUGUUCGAAUUUUAGAUAAGCAUGAGUUCAAAAGUCGACGCAAGAUACAAUAACAAUAUAGGUUGAUGUUUGAUAUUGAAGAAGGGUUUUAAAUUGAGAUUUAUUCCUUUUGAUUCGUAUUUUAACAGAAAUCUAAUUUUCUGUCGAAAGUUAGGUGCUAAAAAUUAUUUUUAUAGUUAAAAAUUUAUGUGCAUAGUUUUAGACAGCUCUCUGAUACAUUAAAAUCUCACUGGCACAUUGCUAAUGUUGUAUAUCAUUAAUCUACAACUAAAAAAAGCAAUAUAUUAUACAUCUAACUAAUCAGAAACACUAUCAUUUUAAGGGCUGUGAACACACAGACGAUCGUUUCUUUGACUCGAGUGAUUAUCGUUGUUGUUUCAACGCUUUUCAUCCAAAGAUUGGUGCAUUUAUAUUUUGCACAUGGAUUCUACAAGAAGUUGUUUUAGCUACCUUAUUCUUGUUGGCUCAAAAAGAGUUUAAAGAAGGCGCUCCUACACCCAGUUCAAUAGUAUUAUUAAUAUGUAGAGGAUUACAAAUCCCGACAAUUGCCGUUGCCUAUAUUGGCUUAUGGUUAUAUAAACGAAAAUGGCUGUUUCCUUUUGUCAUGGUUCAAGUGAGUUGGGAAUUUGGUCGAAAAUUUGCUUUUUGAAAGCUUUGAGUUUAAAGUUCGAAAAAUUUUGGAUUUUUACAAUUUUAAAUUUAAAAAUCUAAAAGGAUUGUUAUAUAUAUUACAUAGUAAAAAUGUGAAAAAAUAAAAUGUGGAACAACUCUAAAAAUAAUGAAAAUCUGAAUAUUCCAGUUUACUGCCGGUAUAUUUGCGGAUAUCUCAACAAUUUUAAUAGGUGUAGGUUACUUGGAAAGUCAUGGUUAUCGAAUAUUAUUCGACGAGAAUUGGAAAUGGCUCAACGUUUUAUUGCCUUUAGUAGCAUAUGCUGGUAUUAUGAUAUGGUUAGCAUGGGUUAUGUACAGGUAGCUAACUGAAAAUUAUUUUGAUAUUUUUCUUCUCUUUCUCUCUCCACUCUUCUCCUCACUUUUUCUUUUCUCAAAAAAUGAAAAAAUUGACUUCAGAUUUUAUCACUUUAUUGGAGCACGUGUAGAGCACGAUGAGCGUCGAAAGCAGGAAAAAGAACGUCAAAAACAACUGGAAGAAGAAUUAAUGCAACAUUGUGGUAUUGAAAUGGACGAAAUUGGGGAACUAGAUAGUAAUGGUGAGAAUGUCAACGCUGUAGAUGAUGGACGUUCCGCGUCCCCAUCUCCACCACCAUCUUUAAAGCACGGUAUACCAUUACGGCGUCUUGGUCGUAGUCCAAGCCAACAUGAAGGUAGUAUUAUUGGUGCUGCUUCAAUGAGUACCACUCCACACUUUCAUGUGUUUCAAAGGCCGGAAAGGGUGGUUAAACAAUGGCAUUACACUGGUAGUUUACAACAGUUGCAGCCGAUUGUACGUAAGCCUUCUAACGCCAGAAGAUUGAUGAGUUUGACUGGGACGGCACCAUUAAGACGGCUGGCUCAUGAACAAAGUGAACCUACUUUAACUUUGUUACAAAGUCGACCGGUAUUUAAGUGA
Molecule: messenger RNA, 1729 nt
Organism: Bursaphelenchus okinawaensis
Lineage: Eukaryota; Metazoa; Nematoda; Chromadorea; Rhabditida; Aphelenchoididae
Source: the annotation of a GenBank genome assembly